Molecule: messenger RNA, 2400 nt
Organism: Erythranthe guttata (spotted monkey flower)
Lineage: Eukaryota; Viridiplantae; Streptophyta; Magnoliopsida; Lamiales; Phrymaceae
Source: RefSeq, a predicted model, not a curated record
AGUAUAUAAAGUUGAGAUUAAAUAGAAAUGUAAUGCAGUGAUGAGCUCACACGUAUAAAUAGCAAAUUCCAUCGUACCAUUCUGCUGAAAUCAGAGUGAGUCAGCUCCUAAUUAACUCAGACCUAGUUAAACAUGUCUCCGCCUGCUUCGCCGCCGCCGCUUCCUGGUGUUCCCAAGGAAAGUUGGUACAAGAAUCGCUUACAGCAAUACACGCAUAGAGCUUCUAUGCCGCUUCCGAUAUACGAAACUUUCAAUGAAGGAGCUCAACAUGCAUCCAAAUUCAGAUCUAGGGUUUGGGUGGACGGAGUUUGCUUCACAUCUCCCAAUACCUUUUCAAAUAGGAAAGCAUCGGAACAGGAUGCCGCCAAGCACGCAUUGAUCGGCCUUCGAGAGAAAGUGAAAAACGAGGGAUCUUCGCGUAUACUCGCGAACGCAACCUUUUGCAAAUCGAUAAUCAACGAGUAUGCUGUGAAGAUGAAUAUUGACUUGCCUUCGUAUUUGACUAAUGAAUCGAAGGAAUUAUCGGUUCCCGUAUUUGGUUCGUCCUUGAAUUUAGGCGGUGUUACGUAUGUUGGAGCUGCUGGAAGAAAUAGGAAGGAGGCCGAACAAUUUGCAGCACGUUCGGCGAUUCUAUCUAUUUUGGAAUCUGAAUCCGACACCACAAUGUCGGAAAUUGUCAGGUCCAAAUUUAGGUUUUACGAUGCAAAGACGGUCAACAAUUCGGCGGUCGUCCAGCUCGACACUACACCUAACGAAGUGCAGGCUAAAGAUCCAUCGAGUGACAAUGCGCCGCCGCCUGAAGUGAACUCGUUGGAAAAUAUCGAUGCAACUUCCUUGAUUAAUAAGAGAAAAGCAUGCAAUGAUGAUUCAUCAAGUGUCAAUGAAGGCAACAUGCCAGCUGGCGGGAUCCCAUUGGACGAGGAUGUUGGUCUUAAUAAGAGACAAAAAGUCAACAGUGGAACUAUACCCAAUGUAGUGAAUCCGAAUCCAUUGGAGCAUGUUAAUCAUUCAUCGGAGGGUAAUGGUGAAACUUUGCUGAUUGCUGAGACAGGCAACGUGCCAGCUGGCGAGAUCCCAUUGGAGCACGUUAUUCAUUCAUCGGAGAGUAAUGAUGAAACUUUGCUGAUUGUUGAGACAGGCAACGUGCCAGCUGGCGGGAUCCCAUUGGAGCACGUUGAUCAUUCAUCGGAGAAUAAGGAUGAAACUUUGCUGAUUGCUGAGACAGGCAACGUGCCAGCUGGCGGGAUCCCAUUGGAGCACGUUGAUCAUUCAUCGGAGAAUAAUGAUAAAACUUUGCUGAUUGUUGAGACAGGCAACGUGCCAGCUGGCGGGAUCCAAUUGGAGCACGUUAAUCAUUCAUCGGAGGGUAAUGGUGAAACUUUGGUGAAUGUUGAGACGGGCAACCUGCCAGCUGGCGGGAUCCCGUUGGAGCACGUUAAUCAUUCAUCGGAGAAUAAUGGUGAAACUUUGAUGAUUGUUGAGACAGGCAACGUGCCAGCUGGCGGGAUCCCAUUGGAGCAUGUUAAUCAUUCAUCGGAGGAUAAUGGUGAAACUGUGCUGGUUGUUGAGACAGGCAACGUGCCAGCUGGCGGGAUCCCAUUGGAGCACGUUAAUCAUUCAUCGGAGAAUAAUGGUGAUACUUUGCUGAUUGCUGAGACAGGCAAUGUGCCAGCUGGCGGGAUCCCAUCGGAGCACGUCAAUCAUUCAUCGGAGAAUAAUGGUGAAAAUUUGCCGAUUAUUAAGACAGAAGUCAAUGCUAAUGCAAAUCUACAACAUAGCAUACUAGCGCCAUUUGCUUCUCACGAAGUGAUGCAUCCGGAAUCUUCCACGGAACCUUCCGGAACCCUAGCUUCAUCUCCGGUAAUAGCUCCGUCACCUUCGGAACAACCAAUCUCCGCUAAACAGUGUCGUGAUUCCUCAGAUCAGAGUACCGGCUUCAUCUUCAGUGGCUAACUGAGUUGUUGUACUGCCGAUGGUUUUCGUUGCGUUGUUCACCGGAAGCCAAGUUUUUCGUUCCGAAGUCCAAAGCAUGAUCUCGGGUUUUCCCAUGAAGUCAUUGUGAGGCAGUAAUUAUGUUACUUCUUAUUGUGUUUUACCCCUUUGCUGAAUUGAAUUUCUUAUCGAUGGAUUUUAUUUUACUUUAGCUCUUUUAUCUGAAGAACGAAAUUGAAACUCGUUGCAAGAACUUUGUGGAUGGUAGUAUCUUUCUUGUGCGACAUUUUUCUCUCAAUUUUCAAUACAUUCUCUCUUUAGUUUCUUUUAUUCUUUUGUCUGCAAAGUAUUUCCUUAGAAUUUGUAAGUACUUGUAUUGAAGUUAGUUUAUGCAUAAAAGUACUUAUUGAAUAUUGUAAGUACCUUAUAUUGAAGUGAGUUUAUGCAUAAAAGUACUUGUUGAAUUUG